Messenger RNA from Schistosoma haematobium, 3628 nucleotides. RefSeq lists its product as uncharacterized. Bases 2022 to 2543 code for a protein of 173 amino acids. NCBI's taxonomy places the organism in Eukaryota, Metazoa, Platyhelminthes, Trematoda, Strigeidida, Schistosomatidae. The transcript is spliced from 2 exons. The record is from RefSeq and is a predicted model, not a curated record.
CUCCAUGGUUACUCAAUACAAAAAUUAUAGUGAAAUAAUUAUCACCAAGGUAAAUGUAUUGAUAAUCAAAUAACUAAAAUAGACUGAAAGUAAAUAUGAAUAAAAAUCAUGUUGAAAUUGACGAAAUGAAAGUCACAUUUAAUUGAUAUGUGAAACUAAGAUUGAUAAUUUGUAGGUAUCAGUGCCAAGGUUUGGCUUGAUAGUUUCAAAUAAAUCGAGCACAAAUUAAUACAAUGAAAGGUUAUAGAAAUUCACUUUGAUAAAAAAAAUAACUUAACAUUGAUAUAUUCAGACGUAUUAUGAUUUUAAUUGAACUAAAAAUAUUUUAGAUUAUUCCAUUUGGACUAUUUACACUUGUGUUGAUUUUGUUUCGGUUAUUUACUUACUCUGAAGAGGUAGCUUACAUUAAGUCACGAAACGUCAGAAAUACAAUUUCCUACUCACUGGGGUAUCACAAACAGUAUGUUUAUUAAUAAAAUUAAUUUUCUUUUCCAUAUGUUGUAUUUGGGGAUAUAGUAUUAUCAACAACGUAUUAUAUAUUUGUGUGUUGUUAUUUUAAAGACAGUUUAUAUGUAAUUGUUACAAACUAUUUGAAAGUAAGAAGGAAAAACUGAAUGUAAGAAUUACAGAAGUGUUAAGGCUGAAAACAAUAUCAGCUAUACCUGGCGUCACUCUGUUACGAUACGUGUCAAGCGUCUUGUAUUCAAGAUCUUACAGCUUAUAUUUGGAACGGUGACCACUCAGGUUAACACGGAGCGAAAUGCAAACACCGAGACUAGGUGUAAAUGAAAAUUUAUUCAAUUUUCGAAAAUAGUUUCCCAAAACAAGUUCAAAAGCAUGCAAUCCCUAAACCAAAUACACUCGUUUUUAUUCUGAUUUCACCCACACACACAUAUGAUGACCAGUUAAUAAAUAUCAUACCAAUGAAAAUAUAGACAGGGUUACUUUAAAACAUGUACAAAGUUCACCCAGAAUUAUACGGAAAAUAUAACUAUCACACCGGGCGAAUGUCCUGGUAUGUUUGAGGAGAUUACAAGAUUACCUAAUCAGCGAAAGGAACGAAGGGUCAGUGACACAACAAUAAGACAAGUUUAACUAUUCCGAUGCUUCCCAGCCCCGCCAACUAGGAGGAGAAGACCUGGUUUAGAUGAGGGGAAGGUAUAUUCUACAAGCAUCUAAAAGCACAGACAAAACAAGCACACAACUCUCAAGCGUAUAUAUACGGGAUGGGAAUGUCCUUGGGAGACGUCACAAAUUAGCGUACUGAAAGAGAAAACGAACCAAUGACACUUAGGGUCCUUCCAAGCGGGAAAUACAACCUGAAGGUAAAGAUGAGCGCUUUCGGCACGAAAACGGGAAAUUCAAGUUUCCAAAAUAAAAUGACUAAAGUACGACAUUUACCAAGUAAUUUCUGAGGAUUUAACAUGCCCAACAUGUUCAUACAUGUUUUACUGAACGAUAUUUACACCUAACUGAUACAAAUAUAUUGACUGUGAAUAAUGUUACAUAAGAAAAUAUAAACUCAAUAUCAUGCUAACUUAAGUGUUACACUGAGAAUAAAAUUAAUGUCGUGACAUGUUACACCAAGUUAGAUGAAACGUGAACUUAUCCUAAACUUAUCAAUACGGGUAUCUUAUCAGAUGAUUAUUUAGGAAUUAUGGAUAGAGUAAUGUGCUAGUAAUAAGUAAUUAGUCACCCAUCGCAAACAUUUACUGAUAGGACCCUAUUUUUCACUUUCCAUAACCUGUUCAUAUCAUUUUAUCCUAUUAAUGAAGGAUUGUUGACUCAGAGUAUUGAAAAAAAACCCAACUUGUUUUGUGAACUCAAACGUAACUUUAUCUACGUAGGGAUGACCAUCACUAAGCCUUCAAACAAACUACACGGUUUGACGUGAACUACAUUAUCUUACUUUUCAUUCUAAGAAAAACUGUAUGCCAUCAGUUGUUUAGUCAUUAGUUUAAAAUAUAUUCGGAGAUAUUUUGACCGGAGAAAGUGACACAGAUUAGAAAGUCCGAAGAAACAUGUUGAGACACGCAUCAAACAACACAGUUCAACAAACUAGAGAUAAAUCGAACACAAUGGAUAUAAAAAAACUGAUCGUUAAUUUAUCUGAUAGAAAUCCGAAUGCCCACGAAAUUUCAUUGCUUCAAAAGGGACCCAAUUUCAACUUAAAUAGACUACAAUUAUCACCUUUCAAAAUUAUACGAGCGAUCGAACGAGCUUUGGAUGUACUUCCUAGUGAAACAGCGAAUGAAUUUAGGAAUAAAAUAAUGGUCAUGUUAUUACAUCAAAAACCAUAUAAUUCUAAUCUAAGUAAAAAUGAAUUAUAUGCAUUAAAACAGCUGAGAAAUGAUAAGACAAUUAUCAUUACGAGAGCAGAUAAGGGGCACACGACAGUUAUUAUGAACAACUCGGACUACGAGAGAGUCAGGGAACAUCCACAAGAGGACCCGUGUGAAUUAAUUAAAGAAACGAAAAGUCGAGCAACGCUUAAUAAACUUAAGGCUGAAGCCAGUAAAACCUUCCAGUCGAUAAAAAUCUAACUAGCACCGUCAUUAUGGUUCAUAUUAUAUCCAAAGAGUUGUAACCCUUGUAGAUUCUAUGGACUUCCAAAUAUUCAUAAGAACAAUACUCCACAAAGACCAGUGGUUGAUUUUACAAAUACACCGACAUACAAUCUAGCGAACUACUUAGCUAGGAUACUUAAACCAUAUGACAAAUUAAUUAAUCAUAGAAUUAAAAACUCUAUUAAGUUCAGGAAUAAUAUCGAUAACAUCCAUAUAGAAGAGGAUGAAAUGAUAGCAAGUUUUGAUGUAUUUUCCUUAUUUACUAAUGUACCGAUCAAUAGAGCAUUGAAUAUUAUUUAUGACAGUUUAGAAUCUGACUCAGAUUUGAAUUUACGAUACCCGUUAGAUUCAUCCGAAUUUAUUAAGUGCUUGGAAUUGUGGUUACGAUCCACGUUAUUCAUAUUUCAAGGAAAACUUUGCAUACAAAAAGGUGUAGCAAUCGGUUCUCCAGUUUCUCCGAUUGUAUUCAUGAAUUCCCUAGAAACCAAUGCGAUCACAAAAUGUGAAUAUCCACUAAAAGUCUGGUUGUGGUAUGUAGAUGACAUUUUUAUUAACAUUAAACGGAAUGAUUUUCAUGGAGUUUUGCUCUCUGAGCUGGAUGGUUUGGUCGUGGAGCUUUCAUCGUUCUUCUGAACGACAUCAUCAACAUAAACUUCAGAUAGAAGUGAAGUGUUCGAAUUUCUCCACAUAUGCUUCACAGCCUAACCUGUAGACCUCGAUAUUGAUUGGCUUUUGUUGACCUUAAACCUGUCAUUGUUUACUUCUUUGUUUUGGUUGUGUCUCCCAGUGAUUUGAUUUUGGUCCUAUACUUGUCCAUAAUUUUUCUGAUUGGUUGAUAAAUUGGAUCGAUUUCAAUGUGUUUGUUAACUGCUGAUUGACCCGAGUGCCAAGUUGGACGGAUACGUAAUAAUAAUAAGUUGAAAAUAAAUGUAUUCAGGAAAUCAACACAUUCUGAGAGAUACUUGGAUUAUGAUUCAGCUUAUACGUUUUUUAUGAGUCACUGAGAAAAGGAAGACCAACAGAUUGGAUUGAAUGGAGCUUUGUAUACGCUUAGCGAUAAC